AUGGAUGCUUUCAGAUUGUUGACUCGGUCAACAAAAUUCAGCAAGUCGGCUGCUGCGCCGGCUGCAGAGUCGACUGCUCGUCUGCCAUCGACGGGCAAGGCGGCGAAUCCGCAGCUCUUCCGAACCGCUGCGGGCGAGAAGCUCGAGUCGGAGAAGAACAAGAAGAAGAGGAAGAGAGCUGCCGCCGCCGAUGAUGAAGAUGGCGAGAAUGAUGCAGCAGAGCUGGACUUUUUCCAGUCCUCCAAGCGCUCUUCCACAGUCAAGGCGGAAUCUUCUGCGACCACCAAGGGCGACCAGGACCAGACGUCUGAGCAAGAUGAUGGAUCCGAUGAAGAGGAUGAAAUGGAUGAAGUUGAGCGUCGCACGAUCUUGAACUCGCAUAAGAUCAAGGUGACCGAUCUCCGGGACUUGGACGAGAUCCAGCCCCAGCCUACACCUGCCACGGAUUCCAAGAAGAAAAAGAAGAAGCAAAAGAAAGACGAGACACCCGUUCUCAGCAAGAAGGAGCAGAAGCGCGCUCGACGCGUGUAUCCACAGCCUCUGACUUCGUUCAAGGAGUUGCGCUCGAGAUACAAGAUCUCGAGCCGGUUGGCAGAGAAUGUCGCGGAACAGGGCUUUACGGUGCCUACGGAAGUGCAAUUGGGGACGUUGCCUCUUCUUCUGGGGGAUUCGUCCGUUUCAUCAGAGUCUAAUGAGGAGCCUGAUUUGCUGGUCGUGGCCCCGACUGGUAGUGGAAAGACGCUUUCCUUCUUGAUUCCCGUGAUCAACAAGAUCGUUCGACACCAUCACUCUUCGCAGUCUGACGAGCAUGGCAUUUUGUCAAUUAUUGUGGCUCCGACUAAGGAGCUCGCAAGUCAGAUUGUUAAUGAGGGCCGGAAAUUGGUGGCUGGUACCGGUGUUAAGAUUACCCUGAUGAAGAAGGGUAUGCGUGUGGUGGAGCGUGAUGACGAGAGUGAAGCAAAUGUUCUUGAUGAGGACAGUGAGGCAUCUGAGUCCGACGAAGAGGAAGAUGACGACAAGUCGAAGAAGACUUAUAGCAAUGUUCCGAUCACCAAGAGCGAUAUCCUGGUUACUACGCCACUUCAGCUUGUGAAUGCCCUUUCAGAGCAUCAGAACAAGCCCAUGGCUAAAUUGCCCCUUGUGCGCAGCUUGGUCCUCGAUGAAGCAGAUGUGCUACUGGACCCGCUCUUCCGUGAGCAGACCCUGGACAUCUGGCGCUCCUGCGUCCACCCCGACCUGCGCGUGAGCCUCUGGUCUGCCACUAUGGGCUCUAACAUUGACGAUCUUACCCGGUCAACGAUCAAAGAGAGACAAGCCGAUAUUGGACAGACGAGCACCACACAGCACCCGCUAGUUCGUCUCGUCGUCGGCCUCAAGGACUCUGCCAUCCCCAAUAUCGAUCACAAACUCGUCUACGCCGCUACCGAGCAAGGCAAGCUCCUCGGCCUGCGUCAACUUCUCCGUCCUGCGGCUGCCACAGCUUCAGACGUCCGUCUGCGCCCACCAUUCCUCAUCUUCACGCAAACCAUCCCCCGUGCCAUCGCCCUGCACUCUGAGCUUAAAUACGACAUCCCCGCCGAAGCAGGCGGUUCCUCUCGUAUCGCCGUACUCCACUCUGAUCUAUCAGACACCCAGCGCUCCGAAAUCAUGCGAGACUUCCGCAAGGGCGAGAUCUGGAUCCUCGUGACAACCGACCUCCUCGCCCGUGGCGUGGACUUCCGCGGUAUCAACGGCGUCGUAAACUACGACAUCCCCAACUCGGCCGCCGUCUACGUGCACCGCGUUGGCCGAACCGGCCGUGCCGGUCGCGAGGGCGGUAUCGCCGUGACAUAUUACACCAAGGAGGAUAUCCCCUACGUCAAGAGCAUUGCCAACAUUAUCGACGUCAGCGAGAAGCUCCGGGGUACCGAGGGCGAGAAAUCCAUUCAAAAGUGGCUGCUGGAUUCACUCCCCGAUUUGAGCAAGCAGGAUAAGAAGGAGCUCAAGAAACAUGGUGUCAAGGCACGACAGGUUUCGAAGCAGGUUGGUAAGGGUAAAGAAGGUGAUGGGAAGGGAUUGCGGGGGAUGAGGAUUAGUACGAAGAGUGGGUUUGAGAGGAGGAUGGAGAAUAAGAGGAAGGGGGCUAUUGAGGCUAGUCGGAGUCGGAAGGCGAAUGAGUCUGGAAAAGCUGGGGAGGAGAGUGAUAAUGGAAGUUGGAAUGGGUUGGAGGAUUAG
Messenger RNA from Penicillium cataractarum, 2214 nucleotides. It is a transcript of the gene rok1, whose product is annotated as RNA-dependent ATPase ROK1. Gene Ontology annotation, biological process: maturation of SSU-rRNA. Gene Ontology annotation, cellular component: 90S preribosome. The transcript has a single exon. Lineage: Eukaryota; Fungi; Ascomycota; Eurotiomycetes; Eurotiales; Aspergillaceae. The coding region runs from base 1 to 2214 and encodes 737 amino acids. The record is from RefSeq and is a predicted model, not a curated record. Gene Ontology annotation, molecular function: ATP binding; nucleic acid binding; RNA helicase activity.